GUUGAAUUCAACAGGUAUAUCAGAUAAGUUGAGAUUAACUAGUUAGUUUAUAUCUCCUGGUGGAUAGUCUAUCGCUAAAUAGUCCUUGAAAAUUGUAUUUCUGUCUGUCUUCUCUUGACGCCCAAGUUGUCGUUCGCUUGCCUACGCUGAUGAUGUCAUUGUCAAGCGUCAGCUGUUCACGAAGUGUAUCCCGUUUAUAGUUUUGAAUUACCUGUGGGAAUGUGUUAGCCAUAGUUUACGAGUGGAAACUAUGAUAAGUGAUCUAGAAUAUACUUUAAAUGGAUCAUUGACUGAAAGACCCGGGAUUUGACUCAACUCGACAAAAAUGGCUGCAGUUGUUAGAAAUGAGAUCACAUUGGUUCAGGAUGCAUUGUUUCGGAUGAGAAAGAAUCUAGAAUGUCCUAUAUGCCUCGACUUGUUGAAGGACCCAGUAACAACCAGAUGUAGUCAUCAGUUUUGUCGGUUUUGCAUUACUGAGUUUUUUAAAGGUACAUCCUCGGCUCCAUGUCCACUUUGUAAAAAAUCCAUUACAAAAAGGAGUUUGACAGAGUCUUGUAAAAUAAAUGAGAUUGUAAAUGCAGUAAGAGGAGUGGUAGAUGCUGUAAAAGAAGACACAGGCUUGGAAUGUACACCUCCACAUGGACCUCCAAUUGCUUCUCAGUCUUCACCAAGACCACAUACAGAAAAAGUUUUACAACACAACAGUAAAAACUCACAUCAGGUGUCUACUUUUUCAUCUGUGGGAAAAUCAAAGAAAAAGAACACGAGAAUAGCCAAGAGAAAGAAAGUAACUGAUGAUAGUGUUUCAGUAUAUGCAGAUGAUGACGUUGGAGAUAGUGAAAGCAAUGAAGUUCAAACAGGGAAUCUUAUCACAAACACUAAUAUAAGCUCUUCAUUUCCGAGGCAACAACUAAAAAAGAAAGGGAGAGCAAGGAACACAAGAAACGCAAAUACUGAAUCAAGGCAAUUAACAGACAACAGUGCCAAAGACCUGUUACUAAUUCUUGACAAAAUGCCAUUGAAUGGAGACCAAGCUGGGUCACACACAGAUGAACCUAAACAGGAUAGUACAUGUAAUGUUCAAACUUGUCAUCAUUUUUCUACAACUGCUUCUACUGCUACAUCUUGCCAGAAUGAUCCAAAUAAAAUAGAAAAGGAAAAUGUUAUACUGCUUCCGCAAUCUAAUGAUGCAAAGCUGACAUGUGAUUCAGAUCCGUACGAGUUUAUUGCAAGUCAGCGCACGCCCAAGAAGGGAAAAGUCAAAUUCGUUAAAAAAAAAGGUCAAAAUAAAGUAGGGACGAAAAGAGGAAAAAGCAUUAGUGGUGAACAACCAAGAAAAAAACAUUGUGUCGCAGUAGUUGUGAAAAAUAAUGCUGCACAACCGGGUAAAAAGUGCAUUCCGGAGACAUCAUCUCAUGGAAUAGAUCUCAAUAUGGAUGCCCCAGUUGACAGGAGCCAUAAUUCUGAAGUAACUUGUGAAAAUGGGACUAUUAGUAGGCAAAUUACACAAACAACUAAUUCAGUGAGAGUAACCAAAGUACUUGAUGACAAGUCUGAUCUUGCUACUGAUUCAGCUGUGGAAGUGGAAGAAAUAAUGAAUGUGAUUGAAACUGACAACAAGCACAUUUACAGAGAGUCAGACUCUAUUGUUGACAUCACAGAUGAUAUGAAUGAGCCAUGUACGAGACAAACAAGGAAAAGCCAUAAAAAAAGCUCUUCUAAAAACAACAGUACAAAGCAUGUAGCAGCUGCCCAGACUGCUACCGAGGAAUUGUGUAUAAAAGAUACAGAGAAAAGCAGAGUGUUCAUUAAGUCUUACAGUAAUAGUAAAAGACAUUUCAGAAAAAAAUCAGCUGAAAAUGAGAGGAAAAAAGUAGAAGAGGAAAAAACAGGUAAAAGUGAUUGGGAAUUGGCAUUAGAAUUAUCGCAAGAGUUGAAUGGAGAAGAAGGCAUUCCUGAGAAACGAGUUUUGAGAUCAUGCGACAAUAAUAAAGAUUUACAGCAGAAGAAAUCAACUAGACAUUCAAAUAGGGGGAUGACGGUACAGAGAGAAAGGGAGGUAAUGGACGAUAGUAGCGAUGAAAAUGACAAUACUAAUUUGAAUAUCACCAUGGAUCUGAAAGAGAUUGAAACUAAUCGCGAAUCAAGGAGUAGAAAAAGAAGAUCUGUCAAUGCUGUGACAACAUGUAGUCAGUUUUCAGAAAAUCAAGGUGCAAUCAAUCAUAUUAUAAAACACACAAUGCUGGAGUCAGAUUCUGAGCUGAGUGAGGAAUGUCAAAUUGAAGUGAUUGAUUCUAACAACGGGGAGGAAAGACUGAGAAAUGUGGAAGAGCAGAGUAAGAAGUCAUCUCUGGAAAAAACAAUUAAACUACGCAGGAGUAGAAGGGGUAAAGCCCCAACGAAAGAUACCACAGAAAUGAAACAGCUCUCCUUCAAUGCCAUGCCAUUGAAUCAAUCACAAGAAAUAUGUGAAGACAGUGCUAAUACAAGCCAUGCUCCACAACAAGACCGUACUAUUCGUAGGGUAUGUCAAGUCAAUGCUGAUAUUAGCCAUGUUGAACACCAAGACAAAGACAAUAAUCAAGUGAAUGCUGAAACUAGCCGCAGUACAUGCCAAUUUAACGCAGAAUCUAGCCACAGGGCAUGCCAAGUUAAUGCAGAUACUAGCCACAGUACAUGCCAAGUUAACACAGAUACUAGCAACAGUAAAUGCCAUGUUAACGCAGAUACUAGCAACAGUAAAUGCCAUGUUAACGCAGAUACUAGCAACAGUAAAUGCCAUGUUAACGCAGAUACUAGCAACAGUAAAUGCCAUGUUAACGCAGAUACUAGCAACAGUACAUGCCAAGUUAACGCAGAUACUAGCCUCAGUACAUGCCAAGUUAAUGCAGAUACUAGCCACAGUACAUGCCAAGUUAAUGCAGAUAGUAGCCACAGUACAUGCCAAGUUAACGCAGAUACUAGCAACAGUAAAUGCCAAGUUAACGCAGAUACUAGCAACAGUAAAUGCCAUGUUAACGCAGAUACUAGCAACAGUAAAUGCCAAGUUAACGAAGAUACUAGCCAGUGUGCAUCACAUGUCAACACUGACUCUAGUGAUAGUGCAUGUCAUCAAGUCAAUGCUAACACUAGUGGUAGUACCACAGAAUCUUUGGAAAUGACGGAUGAUGUGGAAUUUGCACCUGUAGAAGAAAUCCAUAAUACUGACACUGUUAAAGUUACAGAUAACAAUAAAGUUACUGGAAGUGUUUGUCAUAAAAGAUCUUUGAGAAGAAAACGGAUAGGUGGUGUAGAAAGAUCAGAGAAGAAAACAGAGCAUUUAAAGAUUUCAAGUAAGGCACACAAUACAGAGAGUAAACCAGGAAUAAUACUACCAGCUCCUGUACAACUAGAAGAACAAAAUGAAGUUACUGGAAAACAAUGUAAAUCAGAACAGUCUUCAGAUAUUGUCAUGCUUGAAUCUGUUGAGGUGCAGGAUCACGAAAUAAAUGAAGAAAUGAUGAACAGUUCUUUGGACGAUGAUACUGACGAAAUAGAGUCAGCUGGCGAAGGCAUCGACAAGUUGAAAUGUUCGUCAGAAGGUGAUUCAGAUAUAGAUUUUAUUCCAUGUCGGAAAGAUUUAGACGACAGUUUGAUAGCUAGAGGAAAACGCAGUGCCAAGAAACUUGCAUCUGGUGGAAGUGCUAGCCUGACAAAGCUGGUAACCAUGGCAGCAAUGGAGAAAAACUUACUAAAGAUAUGUAAAAGUAAUCAGAGUUUUGUUAAAGAUGGUGACGAGACACUUGAAGAUGACAGAAGCUCCCUAAACAAUCAACGUAAGAAGAAUAUUGCAAUGAGUGUGGAUAGUACUCCUAAACUAUUGCGUGUACCAGACUCAGUUGAAGAUGAUGAUAGUACUGUUCUCACAAUAAAACGAAGAAACAGAUACAGCCAAGGAAGAAGUCCUAGAGUGAAUAGUAUAACUAGCAGAUCCAGCACUCCUAAGUCACCUCAUGUGAACAUCCACUCAAACACUUGCAUUUCACAGAAUCAUGAGCGACUUGAGCAGCAACGAGACGAUGCCGCAGAUGAUCUGAAUUCUGCAGAAUUAUUUUCUUGUAAAAGUGGGGAAGAUAUAGACUUGAAUUCAGCACAUGGAGACAAUUCAACUAAGAUAAUUCAACUAAGUGUAGGAAAAACAGAAGUGAAAACAUUAGGCAUUAAUACCCAGAAACAUCAAGUAUUGAAAUCUCCAGUGUUUGACAAUGUUGAUAAUAUUCCUAAGGUAACAGAGUCCCGUAUAGAAGAAGGUAACAGCUCUCUGGACUCUAUAGUGCCUGCUAGUUUUGGAGCUUCACAGAAUAGCAGUCAACUUACUCAACCAAUAGUUGUCAUUAAAAUAAUUAAAAGCAAUCAUAACAAAGGUUUCUCAUCAGACUGUUCUGAAAAAGGUAAUGACAACAUCAUGAAUAGAACAAGAUCAAAACUAAGAAGAAAAAAGAAAAGCGUUUCCCCAAAGUCAACAUUACAAUCAGGUAAAUCAAGUGUCUCGGUAGUGGAUGACUCAGUUGUCAUGGAAUCAAGACCAUCUCCGCAUAAAUCAGCCAAGUCGCUUGAAUCUGAGGAUUUAUCAGGGGAAAAUAGUGUGUCUUUAUUGCAGCCUAUAUCAACUGGGAUGAAAGACAAACUUGGUUCCGGGGAUUACCCUGGCGAUGAAAUUCAAGAACAAUCAUCACUUCCUGAUCUAGAGAAGUCAAAUAAUGCGCCUGCUACUUUGGGUGAUGGAAGUACAGUGGAACUUUUCACGCCGCCAGACACCCAUGUUACUACAACAGGGCUGGAUAGUACUGAUAAUACUAAAGUUGAUCAUGGUGGAGUGGACAACAGUGAAAGCACAACUCAAGAAAAUCAGAAACCAUUGACAAUUAAAAAUAAAGAGCACAUCAUCAAGAAUAGAAAAGCUUAUCAAUCUCAGGGUAGGAGUAUUAAACAACGAUGUAUUAGUUAUGAUGGAGAUGAAGAAUCUGGAGGUGACGAGGAGGAGAUUAUUCCACCCACACCUCCUACAGUUCCUGUUGAUAUAACACCAAAAUUAAAAAACAAAACGAUAAAUAAAAAAGAUAGUGCUUUUAAAAGGCCUUCAACUCGUCAGUCACAUUUGAACAGUCCCACGGUUGAUGGUCUGUCUGAUUCAAAGAUGAAACUAUCAAGGACAACCCGAAGUAGAGGUACAACAAAGAUUACUGAAGCGCAGAAGUCACCAGUUUCAUUUCCGGUAGAUGAAGGGGAAUUACUGAUGAAAUCCCCAAAUUCUACUUCUGAUGGUGCUGAUAAAAAAAAUGAAAAUGAAAACCAAAGUAUCUUAAUCGAAGGCCGAGAUCCUGAUGGGAUUAGUGCUAGUCCAAAUAAUGCUGAAUCGAAGGCUGAUACACCUGAUGACUCGCCAGGAGUGCUGAGGAAGAAGAAAAAACGUGUUGCUAGGAGAAUAGAAGAUGAAAGUGACAGUGAAGAUGACCUGUUGCCAUGUUCACCGGAUGAUGCUAUGCUGUUACUCUCUCCAUUUGAAAUACCAGGGAGGAAUGACCAAAGAGAGAAAAUUUUGAAAGAUGGAGUUCAACAAUUUGCGCUACACCUUGGAAGUUGUGAUGAAACUUUCCAUGAAGAGGCUAGAGAAGAUUAUCAUAGUGAUAGUACACAAGAUAGCAUUAACAGUAAACAUCUUACAAGCGCCUCGUCUAUUCUAUCUAGUCAAGGGGAUUUACUUAGUACCCAGGUAAGAGAUGAAAUGAAAGAAGAACUAAAUGAAAUGGAAGCAGAAAUGGCCAAGAUAAAAGCUUGUAUCGCGGCUAAAGCAUCCAGAGAUAUCAAUCUUCAACGCAAUUCUGAUGACGAAGAUUGUCCAAUGGAAGUUGACACGUAUGAUGGAAAAGAAAUUGCAGAUCAUGUCCAUGGUGAUGAAAGUGAUGAAGACAUCUAUGGAAGCCCGAUGUCGCCCUCUCCUCCACCUCCUGUAGAUGUACCACAAUCAGCUGGUGAAAUGCCUGUAAUGUUACAAGCCGUUACCAAGAUGGUGGACGAGCUGAAAUCACCAGCUGCUUACACAGCUGGCAGUAAAAGGGGUUUAUUAAAACAUGUGGUUGGUGAAUCUGGUAGUAAUAGAAGAAAACUUGAUCAGAUUGGGAACUUACAAACUGUUGAAAAUAAAUCACCAAAUCGGUGUGCAAGUCUUCGCGAUGGUAGCACUAGUAGUAGUAAAUCAUUUUACAGUCCAGUUAUUGAUGGAAGAUUGGCUGAUUCCAGUGUCAGGAGUAGGGUGAGAGACAGUUAUAGGAAUGAGUCAUCUGCCGAGAAGACUCCUGCUGCUAACUGUAAUUGGAAACCAGUAGUGGCUAAAUCAGAGUUUUCACUUGUGGCUACUGGUCUUACUAGACAAGAACUGAAAAAUGUUGAAUAUUUUGCAAUGGAAACUGGUUCCAAGGUGGAAGCAAGGUUUAGUUUGAAUACCACUCAUGUUAUUGUGAAGACAGAUGUUGAAUUAGUCUGUGAGCGAACACUGAAAUACUUUUUUGGAAUUGCUGCCAGAAAAUGGGUUGUCAGCUACAGAUGGAUACAAGCAUGUACUGAGGCAGGUAAAGUUGUACCUGAGGAUUUGUACGAAGUACGUGGUGAUGUCAUAAACGGACGUAACCAUAAAGGGCCGUUUAAAGCCAGGACGACAACUAGAAGAUUACUCUUACAUAACUAUGAAAUCAGCUGCAUUGGAUCAUUUUCAGGACUAACAAAAGAUCAGUUAUAUUGGCUGUUAGAACUGUGUGGUGCAGAGAAAGUAAACAACCCAUCCAUGUUUAGUUAUAAUCCAAAUAAAAGAACGAUUAUUAUUAUGCAGCCUGAUGCUAACGAUUCUGCCAAGUCUUUCAAUUACAACAAUUUUUACAAGAAAUAUACAGCAUUGGUUGUGAGCAGGGAGUGGAUAUUAGACAGUAUUGCAAAAUACACUGUCCAACCGUUAUCUGAAUAUCUGCUUUGUGACGUACCAAGUAAUCAUAUUGAUGAUGUUAUCAAUAUUGACUCUGAUAGUGAAUAAGAAUUAUUCUAAUAUACUGUGUGAUAAACCAGAUUUAUUGAUGAUGUCAUGCAUAUUUACUCAGUUUUUAAUGCAUUUUUAAUCAGAUUAUUUUGUUGUGUAUUUGAGUGUAUUUAAAGGGGCACAUUCAUAAAACUUGAUGAUAUUGACAGAUAUUAUAAUGAAAACCUUCAUUGUGAAAACUUGUUGAAAUCAAAUAAUGUAUUUUCACAAAUAGCGCCACCUAGAUUUGAAAAGUAAAAUUUAUUUUAUUCACACAAAAUUUUACUUAUUGUUUGAUGAUCUAGGUUCAUACCAAUACCGAUGGUUCAUAUCAACCGAAUUGUUUCCUGGCGCUGUAAUGCCUGCUAUUUACUAAUCAGGCAUAUUUUUUGUUCUAGCAAGUGAAUCAAUUCAUUUAUUUGAAACAAUUUCUGGUCACUGCUAUCCAUGUUCUUUCCAAAGUAUUUUAUUGGAGAUGCGCUUCUAAUAGAGCAAAUAUGGUAUUAAAAUUCAAUAAAAAUGAUUUUCGCUAAAUAAAAUGCAUGUAUUUAGGCCCAAAUCAAUGUAAACAAAAAGUUUAAUUUUACUGGUGGCAAUUGAACAGAAUUUAUAUCUUUUAACUUGUAUCCUAUGACAAUUUAGAUUAGCCUGUCUUACUUUUAUAACUACUACCAAUAUGAACUGACUGCCGAUAUGUACUUUUUUGAAUAGACCGUAAAUGCAAAUAGCCACCAAGUUAUUCGCAUCCACCGUUUCAAAAUCCAUGGUCAAGAAAACGGUGGACGAGGGAAGAAUCGGACACAAUUUGAAAGGCAUUUGCAUCUAUGGUUUAUUUUUAUGUGAUUUAUAAUAAAAACAUGGUUACUCAUAGUACUUGA
Molecule: messenger RNA, 7923 nt
Organism: Saccoglossus kowalevskii
Lineage: Eukaryota; Metazoa; Hemichordata; Enteropneusta; Harrimaniidae
Biological process (GO): positive regulation of transcription by RNA polymerase II; double-strand break repair via homologous recombination
Cellular component (GO): BRCA1-A complex; BRCA1-BARD1 complex
Molecular function (GO): ubiquitin-protein transferase activity; metal ion binding
Source: RefSeq, a predicted model, not a curated record